Messenger RNA from Perkinsus marinus ATCC 50983, 265 nucleotides. RefSeq lists its product as hypothetical. The transcript has a single exon. The record is from RefSeq and is a predicted model, not a curated record. The annotation marks the transcript as partial. Lineage: Eukaryota; Perkinsozoa; Perkinsida; Perkinsidae.
AUGUUGUCUACACUCCUGAUCCUCUUUGCUAUCAUCGAUGAUCUUCAGGCUUUCAAGCCAGGCAAUGUACGUAUGCAUAUGUCAACUAGGUCUAUCUGUAAUCCAGAUGUCAAGGACGUGCACAACAACCCCGCUCCAUGUGGUAAAUCCAUGGCAAUGGAGACUUAUGGCCUCACCCUCCCUGGUAUGGAGGAUGGCUCUGUCACUAUUAGGGAGGAUAUGAUAGUCGCCAAGGAUGGUCUCGUCAGGGUUAAGGCGAUGCCGA